AAGACAGACAAAGAGAGAGAGAGUGAGUCGUCGGCCUGUUCCCGGAGAGGAAAAGCUCGCCGCCGGCAUCGACCGGGCACCCCCGCCGUGACAAGUGAGAACCGCGGCGCGUUUCCCGCUGCUUGCUUCGCCCGCCCGUUGCCCCCCUGGCCCUAAUCGGAAGCUGCUGAGCUGCGUAGUAGACGCGCGCAUAGCUGCUGCGGAAGCCAUCGAUCGAUUCCUCAAUCCCCAGCGCUUGUUAAACGAAUCGCCCGAUCCAGCUUGAAAUUCCUAGGUUUGCAUCUCCCCCCGAGAGCUCCGGGCCACCGUGCGAGCAGGAACCAGAAGGGUGAUGGAUAGAGAAGGAGAUGGCUCUGAUCUGGAGCUGCAGAAGCAACAAUGGGCGAGGACGCAGGAUGCGCUCAAGGGUAGGCUCGUUCUCGAGGAUGAUUUCGAGUGGUCUUUACCUUCGGCGAGCUCGAACUCGGAUCAGGGUGAUGCCAGGAGCAAGCUGAAGUAUAUAGGUGGGGUUGACAUUAGCUUCCUGAAAGAAGACCCGUCUACGGCGUGUGCCGCGGUGGUGGUUCUGGAUGCCAAUACCUUGGAAAUCGUCCAUGAGGAGUUCGAUGUCGUCCGGAUGCAAGUGCCGUACAUUCCUGGUUUUCUUGCUUUCAGAGAGGCCCCCAUUCUUCUAGGACUCCUGGAGAAGAUGAAGAUCAAUGCUCAUCAUUUCUACCCUCAGUUACUCAUGGUUGAUGGAAAUGGGUUACUCCAUCCACGAGGUUUUGGUUUAGCAUGUCAUCUUGGUGUCCUUGCAGACCUGCCGACCAUCGGAGUGGGAAAAAAUUUGCACCAUGUGGAUGGUCUUGACCAAUCUGAAGUCAGAAGACAGCUUGAAGCUGAAGGAAACUGCAACAAGGAAUGUAUUUCAUUGACUGGACAGUCGGGGACGAUAUGGGGAGCGGCAAUGCGUUCAUCCCCUGGUUCAUUGAGGCCAAUCUACAUCUCAGUUGGUCAUCGCAUUUCGCUCGACUCUGCCAUUGGGAUAGUGAAGUACUGCUGCAGAUAUCGUGUUCCAGAGCCUACACGCCAGGCUGAUAUAAGAUCGAAGGUAUUCCUCCAAAAGCACCAAAGAUUACAGCAGUAACAAGAUUCGACAAUGGCAAACAGUACCCUUGGGAAAAGCACCGGUAUACAUUCCAGUACAAUAAAACCAUGAUGGGAAGGCAUUGUACUGCUGUAAAUCUCCAGCGUAUCUUGCAUUUAAUCUGAUAGAUUUUCUUCUCGAAGGGAUUUUACCGAGAUUAACAGCAUAUAUAUUUUUGAUUGACCAAAUCUUAUGCUCUUUAAUGCACACUGCCUGUAUAAACAUGGGGAGACGAGAUACCAGCAGUGCAGCAUAUACAAAGAACACUUCUGCUUAAUUUCCAGAGACGUAUGUAGACAACGGUGAGAUGGCUGCAACUUUUCACUCUGUCAUUUGCAAGAUCCUUGUUAUUGCUAUGGUUUGUGCUGCCCUCCUUUUCUCAUCAGGUAUGGAUGCUUCUCUACUCCAUCCAAAUCUGCUUUUGUGAAUCUAAGAUCAGCACAAUUUUUCAUCUGUACAACCUCUACUCUUAAAUCUGUAGUGUAAGCUGUAACUGGUUAAAUGCACUAGCCCUCAGAAGUUAGCAGCACUUCUCAUCCAAAUACACACAUCUUGUGACCUGAUAAAACAUCAUUCAGGACAUAUCUUGUUACUUUUCUCUGUUACAAAUUGGACCUUAACGUUAGGGUUUUGGAUGCAGGAACAGCGCAGUACAUGUGCAUGGGCAAAUGCGCGGACAUACCCGACUGCGACAACUAUUGCAAGACGAAGGGAGUGUACCCCAAGGGAGGGGUGUGCCUGCCCCUCCACCAUUACUGCUGCUGUUACAUUUAGCGGGGUCUGAGGACGGCCGCCUCUUUCCCCAUGAUUUUUUUGUUAUCGGUCGUUGAUUGUGAAAUCGAUGGCAUCUGAAUAAAAUGGAAA
Triticum aestivum (bread wheat) is the source of this 1990-nucleotide messenger RNA. RefSeq names its product endonuclease V. The record is from RefSeq and is a predicted model, not a curated record. NCBI's taxonomy places the organism in Eukaryota, Viridiplantae, Streptophyta, Magnoliopsida, Poales, Poaceae. Gene Ontology annotation, molecular function: RNA endonuclease activity producing 5'-phosphomonoesters, hydrolytic mechanism; single-stranded RNA binding. Gene Ontology annotation, biological process: DNA repair. Gene Ontology annotation, cellular component: nucleolus; cytoplasm. The coding region runs from base 332 to 1126 and encodes 264 amino acids. The transcript is spliced from 9 exons.